GAGAGGCAGCUGGAACUUUGCAGUGGGGGACGAAGGACUGAGGCCUGGAUCUAGAGAUCUGAAGGCACCCCAACCCCACCAUCUCUCAGCUCUGGAAGUCCCCCUCUCCUCUUUGUCCUACUGAGUCCAGAUGACAGAAACCCCAAGAUGUGAUGGUCCUGCGCCUUUCUCAGGGAAGAUUCAUGACCUGCCCCCCGCUUAAAGCAGUUAAGCACUUGGCCUGUUUCUCUCUUUCACCUUCUCCCUGGAACAAGUAAAUCCACUCCCACAGCUGAAGUCACAUCUUAACCCUAAUGACACAGGCCCCUGUGUCCCCUACCGAGCCCUAAGAUUCCUUCUGGGUGUCUCCAGACAGAGCCGUCUUUCUGCCCCACCCCCCCGCCCCCUGCCCAGCUCUUCUCUCCAAUGUUCUUCAUAUCACUCAGGGUCAGUCUGGUAUCUGUUGAGCGUCCUACUGCAUGUCUGGCACUGUUUGGGGCCCUGAGGACCCGACAGUGAACAAAGCAGCAGCAGGUUUCCGUUUCCUUCCUGCCUCAUGGAGCUGACAGUCUAGGAGGAAACAGGGCCAGUGAACAUGUAACAAAUCGUCAGGAUAAUUUCAGGUCAUGGCAAGUGCUGAGAGGAUGGCAGUUGUAGAGGGAGGCAAGGGAAGGAGAGGGACCAGGAGGCGCUCUAGAAAAGGAGGCCAGGGAAUGUCCCUUGGAGUAGGUCAGUUUUGUGCUGACUUCAAAGAAGUGAGAGAGCAACUCCUUGGGUUCUAUUUGGGAAGAGCAUUCCGGGCAGAGGCAACAGCCAAUGCAAAGGCCCUGCGGCAGGUUGGAGACUGGCUGAUUCUGAGGAACCGUGAAGAGGCGGGUGUGGCAAACAGCAGAGUGAGCCAGAGGGGCUGGUCCCUGCAGGGCCUUUUUGACCAUCAAGGAGGCCGGCUUUUGUCCUAAAUGAAAUGGGGAAGAUGUUCAGCAGGGGGAGGCAAGAUGUCAUUUGGCUCCUUCGAGGAGGGAGAAAGCCAUUGAAGAGGCCAGGGGAACCUAUGUAGUGACCUGAACUAGGUAGCGGCUGCCGAGAUGGAGGGGAGAUAGGGCAGGGCCUGGAGCAUCUUCAUCAAACAAAGGCGCAGUUGUGGAAAUGGGGGUGGCUGUGGGCCAGGCCUGUGCCUGUCCUCCUCUCUCCCGCUGCAGAACCUGCAGACCCAGGGCUGGCCAUGAAGGUUCUGCUCCUCACCGGACUGGGGGCCCUGUUCUUCUCCUACUAUUGGGAUGACAACUUCGACCCUGGUGAACUUCCUGAGUUACGUGCAGCUGACUUCGUUGGCGCUGCCCAGCCUGACGGACAGCAAAGGCUCUCUGGUGGUCGUGUCCUCGCUGCUCGGCCAUGUGCCCACAUCCUUCUCCAGCCCGUACUCGGCGGCCAAGUUCGCGCUGGACGGCUUCUUCGGCUCUCUGCGGCGGGAGCUGGACGUGCAGGACGUGAACGUGGCCAUCACCAUGUGUGUCCUGGGCCUCCGGGAUCGCGCCUCGACUGCCGAGGGAGUCAGGGGCGUCACGAGGGCCAAGGCGGCCCCAGGGCCCAAGGCAGCCCUGGCCGUGAUCCGCGGCGGCGCCACACGCGCCCCUGGCGUCUUCUACCCGUGGCGCUUCCACCUGCUCUGCCUGCUCCGGGGAUGGCUGCCGCACCCGAGGGCUUGGUUCAUCCGCCAGGAGCUCAACGUCACCGCUGCCGAGGCUGCCUGAGCCCCCGGCCGUGGCACUCCUUCAUCUUCCCGGAGGGGAACCCUCCAUCCAGCCGCCCCAGAGCGGCGGCGACACAAACCGAGACACCUCUGAGCUGGUGGCCGUGGCUCAAGACAGAGUCAUCAAGACAGAAAAGGACAACCGAGAAAGUCUCCCAGCCCCUGGAAACGGUCACAACUCCGGGCGAGGUGACACGGUUGCUGCUUCCAUUUUGUAGAUGAGAAAGCUGAGGCUCAGAGAGGUGGUGUGACUUGCCCAGGCCCCUGGCCAUGUCAAACAGGGCACCCUGGGAACCCUGUCCGUCUCCCACCUGGAGCCAGUGCCUCCCUGAUCUCUUCUUUCCACUCACGCAACCUUGGAGGGUCCCCCUACCCUGGCCGCAAGCAGGGGACAGCCUUCUAACUGUCCAUCUGCCGAUGGGGUCUGAGGCCGGGGAGGAGGGAAAGAAUGUGUUCUGGGCUGGACCCAGCCUUCUGUUUCAUAAUAAAAAUCCUUCUUCCCUUGCA
Mirounga angustirostris (Northern elephant seal) is the source of this 2236-nucleotide messenger RNA. It is a transcript of the gene HSD11B1L, whose product is annotated as hydroxysteroid 11-beta dehydrogenase 1 like. NCBI's taxonomy places the organism in Eukaryota, Metazoa, Chordata, Mammalia, Carnivora, Phocidae. The transcript is spliced from 4 exons. Gene Ontology annotation, molecular function: oxidoreductase activity. The record is from RefSeq and is a predicted model, not a curated record. Bases 1257 to 1730 code for a protein of 157 amino acids. Gene Ontology annotation, cellular component: intracellular membrane-bounded organelle.